AUUUUUCAACUUAAGACUACUUACUAUCUAAGUGUUUAUCAUCCAUUACAAGUGGUUGCUUUAGGGCAGAGACCAAGUACAAGUAGGCACUUCAGCCGAGCUUGGCCCCGGGCUUGGACAACCUCAUGGAUUCCAAGCUGACGUCCUUCGGACACGGGACGCAGGCCCGUCGAAACUUGGUAUAGCUACAUAUCGCCUGGACCUUGAUCGAAACCGCUCAUGUACAUCACCUAGCUCAUUGCACUUUGCCGCUCUCUGGAAGAGCGGCUUUCGAUCUCCACGCGACCGAAACACCUCGCUUUUACCGCAUACAUCAUCAGCUUGCGCCAUUGCGGGGUUAAGUCCUCACGAUGUCGUUCAGCAUCGCCUUACUCAAGCGAUCGCUGGCUGUACUUUGGGCGACUAUUGUAUUGUUCGUCGUACUUGGAGCUGCCAUCAAUACAGACGACGUGCCUUCCUUCGUCGAACCGAAUACACACUUGAAAUCCGAGCAGCAGCAGAUUCUCCGGCCCGUCAAUCCCUCUCCGAGCGAUCAUAUCCUCGAAUCACCACCUUCGUCCUUCCGGUUCAGCGCAUCAGCUGCGAACAAUGCCCUCCAAGAACUCCACUCCGCGCUGUCUACCCUACAGAAUGAAUAUUUCACACUAUGGCUCGGAACAUGGACGAACGCAAUCGACUGGACCGCCGCGGUGAUGGGUACACAUCUGUCUGCUUCACUAUACUCGCUGUCGCAUUCACUCUCGUAUACUCUUCCGGGGACAUUCUCCAAGAACCGCAAACUCGACGUCGAGGCGCAAAUGGUGGAGAACCAGAUCAACAAAUACUUUGCGCAGAGUAGCGCGUUCUUCUUUGGGGAGGAUCACUUCUCGAUCCGCAUGCAAGCAUACGAUGACAUGCUGUGGGUUGUACUAGGCUGGCUCGACAGCAUCAGAUUCAUAAGCGAACACUCAGAGCUGCACUACCCUGCGACGAUGAAUGGGGCUGGAGACGGCGAGUCUGAUUGGCAUGGUAGUCAAUUCAUACCAGCGUUUGCGCAUCGCGCAAGAGUCUUCUACGAGCUCGCGGAGCAGGGUUGGGAUUGGUAUCUAUGUGGGGGAGGAAUGACUUGGAACCCGCGCUUGUUGCCGUAUAAAAAUGCGAUUACGAACCAACUGUUUAUUUCAGCAAGCAUUUCUAUGUACCUCCAUUUUCCUGGCGACGAAAACUGCUCGCCGUUCAUGGGGUUCCAAGACGGCGACAGCGAGGUACGAACCAAAACCGCCUGUCCAAGCCAAAACAAGCGAUCGACCUACGACAGCGUCUAUCUCCAAAACGCAGCCAAUGGCUACGAAUGGCUGAAGAAUAGUGGUAUGACAAACGAUAAGGGUCUCUACGUCGAUGGCUUCCACAUCAAAGACUACUACCGCAACCACAGUAAAACGGAAUGCGACGACCGCAACGAAAUGGUCUACACCUACAACCAAGGCGUCGUCCUAACCGGUCUCCGCGGCCUCUGGGAAGCCACAGGCAAUACCGCCUACCUGGAAGACGGCCAUGAGCUCAUCCGCAACGUGAUCCACGCAACCGGCUGGACCGACACCCCAAUCGCCUCAACCACUUCACACCCUCCAACCCAACGCACACGAGCAGGCGACUGGGCUGGCCUAGGCACCUCCGGCAUCCUCACUGAGCUCUGCGACCCCUACGGCACCUGCAGCCAAGACAGCCAAACCUUCAAAUCCAUCCUCUUCCACCACCUAACCGCCUUCUGCAACCCGCUCCCGCUCACACCCACCCACCCGGGGAAAACGCACGCCGCGUCCAGGCAGACCGCGGCCCUGCACCGCGCAAGCUGCAACGAGUACGCGCCGUGGGUCGUCAAGAACGCGCAAGCCGCGCUGCGCACGAGGGACGCGCAGGGUAGGUUCGGCAUGUGGUGGGGCGCCGUCGCCGCUCCCACAGAUGCGGAUCCAGCACCCAGGGAGAUGCCACGACUUCCCAAGGGCAGGGCACUCGACUAUCGCAACGUGCCAGAGUCCCUGCUGCGGGAUCCCCAGUUCGGAAUGCCGUCGCUGUCGACGUUUUCGAGCUUCGAGAGUGGGAGGAAGGCUGGGAAGAAGAAUACCCCGGGCUCGGGAGACCCAAAUGAGAGGGGGAGGGGACGCUCGGUGGAGACGCAGGGGGGUGGGGUGGCGGUUACGCGUGCGAUGUGGGAGUUUGUGAGGAACUAUGAUAAAGAGUCGUAGGGGGUGGGCGUUGAUUGUGAUUGCUAUGGACAGAGGGAUAUAGGCAGCGGGUACAUACAUUUGCAGUUCAUAAAUCUGUCCAGGCAUGUAUUUUGCGACGACGUUUAUGAUUUAGAAAACUCUACAUGGAAAAGAUUCGUUAUAUCUUGUUUCUAGUAGUGUAUAUAGGUUUUGGAUAGCUUGGUAUAUAUUUUAUCCUUUUAUCUGUAGUUUUGCAAUUACAUUCAAAUGC
Molecule: messenger RNA, 2457 nt
Organism: Aaosphaeria arxii CBS 175.79
Lineage: Eukaryota; Fungi; Ascomycota; Dothideomycetes; Pleosporales
Product: glycoside hydrolase family 76 protein
Exons: 2
Coding region: 351-2225 (624 amino acids)
Biological process (GO): carbohydrate metabolic process
Source: RefSeq, a predicted model, not a curated record